Messenger RNA from Porites lobata, 543 nucleotides. Lineage: Eukaryota; Metazoa; Cnidaria; Anthozoa; Scleractinia; Poritidae. The record is from the annotation of a GenBank genome assembly.
AUGUUAGACUGCUUCAGUAGAAUGACGCUGGAAGUUAUACUCUCCACCGCGUUUGGUGUCGAAACUGACAUUCAAAACGACAAAGGUAAAAAGGUGAGGGAGGUUUUUCGCACUCCUUGGAUAAUGGUCAUUUUAAGACGGUUUCCUUUUGGAAUAUACCUUAUAAGGAUUCUGGCACAAAUCAUGCGCACUCCAAGGUACUUUGAAAAGGUCGCCUCAGAGAUCUUACAGCAAAGGAGAAAAACUGGGCCAACAGGAAGACAAGAUUUGAUGCAUUUGAUGCUGACAGCGAACGAGGAUUCAACUGAAAAGGGAUUAUCCAAACUCACCGAUGAAGAGAUAAUUGGCCAGUGUCAGAUGUUUCUUUUCGCAGGUUACGAAACUUCGAGCAAUACUUUGGCCUAUAUCACCUACCAGCUGGCCCUGAACCAGAAUGUACAGGACAAAUUAAGAGAGGAGAUCAAGGAAGGAGUCAAGAGAAACCCUGAAAGCUCUCUGUACGAUCUUUUUCAUGACAUUGAGUAUCUGGAUUGUUAUAAAUGA